CUUCUUCUCCGUCCGCCUCAUUCUCCUCGCCUUCCCUGUAUCCUUCCUCACACAGUUCCUGUCACUCUCCGCCAUUGCUCAGCAUUGUUGGCACUGCACCAAAAAAACUGAUCCCCCACCUGACACGUGUGGCAUCUACCUCUGCACAUUCCCAAUGAUUCAUGCUGAUCGCGUGCUGCCACUAGCCAAUCUCUCUUCCUCCUCCUGGUCGCCCUCCUAUCGGCCGUCCAGCUUCUGUGCCCGAGACCAGUUAGAAAGUCUCAUUGCCAGACACGGUCACCCCACCCGCGUUUCGUUGUCAUCGCUCCAGGAGUUAACCGCAACCUCAUCUACUACAUAUAAUCCUCCUUCCCCCGACUCGUCGAGCUCAGACACAACAGACUCCCUCGAGACCCUCACUCUCACUCAGUCAACCUCCCGGCCUAUUCCCAUCCCCAAGCCGUCUCCCUCCCUCCGCGAUAAAGACUUUCCCGUCACCCCUCUAACAGGGCGUUUUGAUAAAGGCUAUUAUUUUGCCCAUCGUGACCACACCCCCGAGGGGCAGCGAGAAAGGGAAUUCCAUCGCAAGACCAGUCGAUCUGGUCAUCACCACCCUCAUCGUUCACCCUCGUCCAGAAUGCGUUCUGACAGCUCAACUUUCUACCCGUCCGCCAUCUCCCCCGCCAUGUCUCCAGCUGGACGUCCCUCCUCCCCGCAGCCCUCUCGCUCGCAGGGACAAAGCACCUCCAAGUCCAUGCCUGCCUUCCACUUAGGAAGCUUGCCACGAUUCCAUCCUGCAGUCUAUCAGUCUUCCGGCAGCACUCAGGCACAGCCGUCUUCACCACGCCAGCCUCGACAGCAUGGGUAUCGCACGUCUUCUGGCUCCCGUGAUGGAAUGUGGCAGUAUCGAGACUUUGUGGAUGGGGCUGCCCUGCCCAAGACUCCUGGAACCUUAUCGCCGGGCCCAUCCGCUCCGCGACUUGACCCUCUUCGCAGCCCUGGCCCGGUAACCCCGCUGGCGCUGGAAGAGGCCAGUGGUUAUCUGACCUCGGGCCCCUCUAGCUCCUCCGACUUCUCCUCUCGAGAACACUCUGGGCCGGCCCCAGAUAUGGUGGACAGGCUAAUCGCUCGGGAGACCGAACGCAACCGACAGAAAGCCAUGAAGCCCCUCAAAGGCUUCUAGAGCUGUCGUCCAGCCGUCCAUCCAUCCACCCACAGCGGCAACCGUCCUCUUGCAUCUGGUUGUCAGCAAAGUUAUGUACUAGGACAUGACUCAGACCUCGGACUUCGGACUCCGGGUCACAUGGAGUGCCAUCG
Aspergillus costaricaensis CBS 115574 is the source of this 1296-nucleotide messenger RNA. RefSeq lists its product as uncharacterized. The record is from RefSeq and is a predicted model, not a curated record. The transcript has 2 exons. NCBI's taxonomy places the organism in Eukaryota, Fungi, Ascomycota, Eurotiomycetes, Eurotiales, Aspergillaceae. The coding region runs from base 155 to 1162 and encodes 335 amino acids.